GUUCUCUUUCUGGGAGACUCAAACGGGCGAGAAAUUUACCGUGAUUUCAUAUCCAGAAGCUCAUGCAAAGUGCAAAUCUCUGAAGACAAGAUUCGCUGGCAUAAACCCCUAAAGUGUGCCAAUGAAUCACUUAAUCUGACCAUGGAAUGGUUUCCACAUUCUCAUCCUUUCUACACUGAUAGUGAUGCCUGGGCCGACAAUAAUUGGAUUACAGCUGCAAAUAAAGUCAUAGAUGCCAUACCCAGCAACGGAAGACACUUUGUCUACAUCAAUCACUUCCUCCAUUUAACUAGCACACACAUCAGUGCUUAUGUGGCAAUGAUGACCGCCAUCAAGGAAUCUAUUAAGAGAUUGUUGAUGAGAAAUCCUGACUGUUUUCUAGUUAUCAUU
Molecule: messenger RNA, 390 nt
Organism: Candidula unifasciata
Lineage: Eukaryota; Metazoa; Mollusca; Gastropoda; Stylommatophora; Geomitridae
Source: the annotation of a GenBank genome assembly